This is a messenger RNA of Penaeus chinensis, 5561 nucleotides long. It is a transcript of the gene Kpc1, whose product is annotated as E3 ubiquitin-protein ligase RNF123-like. NCBI's taxonomy places the organism in Eukaryota, Metazoa, Arthropoda, Malacostraca, Decapoda, Penaeidae. The record is from RefSeq and is a predicted model, not a curated record. The transcript is spliced from 25 exons. Bases 873 to 4634 code for a protein of 1253 amino acids. Gene Ontology annotation, cellular component: cytoplasm. Gene Ontology annotation, molecular function: protein binding; ubiquitin-protein transferase activity.
CACUAGAUAGCACCCUGAGUGAGUAAUGUUUCGUCCGAAUGCUUGCUUUAGUUCCGGACUUUGUGGCGGGUCAAUAUGUAGGACUAAUUUAUUUUUCUCUAAAUGACAGCUUUUAAAGUAUUAAGUGGAAGGGAAACACACGAUUUUCUUACUUCAUUCCCGAGAUAGUCGAAUACGUUUUCCCUUAUAACCUAAAAGAGAGAAAAAGGGAAAUCAGAAUCCAGAGAUUGCGACGAGCGAAAUGACAGAGAACCAAAACAAUCUCCAAAAUCAUAAUAAGAUAAUAACACGAUAAAGAAAACACAACGAAGCCAAGGCCUCAAGACGAAAGAAAAUAUAUGUACGGCAAUAAUUAAACCCAAAACGAAGGAGCAGAAAAGCCGCAGGAGACAAAAAUCCUCUUAAUUACAAGCAUAUGAAAAUAGCAAGGCGCGAGGCGAGGAGCACGACGGUCGCGCUAUUUCUCUCUGUUUCUCCCUUCAUUUAUCACCAUUUGCGGCCAUUCCCCUCCAGCGGCCAGCCGAAUCCCCCGCGAGAUGUGAGGCCCAGCAGCUGACAAGAGCGAAGAGAAGGGAGAGUCUCAAGAGUUUCCGCAGCUUGGAACUAAAUUGAAAUCCGCAGAGGGAGAGACAUGUCGGGGCUAGCAGGGAGCUCAGCCAGUGGUGGGUAUCAAGGUUUCUCUGGGGUAGGAAUGGCCACGCCGCGACAGGGAAUGACUGAUCAUCCAUUGCAUGCGAUUGUGCGACAUGUGUUUGAGGAUGAGUUACGCAGCUAUAGAGGAAUAUAUCCUGAUGGCCAGUUCUUGGAUGGCAUCUGUAGUGAGUUGCCAGAUUACGGAAGUGUCCAGUAUUUAAUUCGACUCUGUCUUGAGAAUGAGGUACAACGUCAUUCUCAGAGCAAAGUUAUCCCCCCUUGGUCGCCCUGAGGGAAGACUGGGCCCGCACCGGGUUCAGUUUGACAGGAAGAACUUUGUCGGGACUUUCUCCUUCAAUAACGACCGGUUAGGACUCAACUCGCAGGACAAUUUUUCCACCAUUCGAGCCAACACUUGCAUUUUCAAAGGCAAAUGGCAGUACGAGCUCAUGCUUGGAACAAAGGGCGUCAUGCAAGUUGGAUGGGCUACUAACAACUGUCACUUCUCUCAGGAGAAAGGAGUUGGAGACACUCCAGAUUCAUAUGCCUAUGAUGGAAAUCGUCAAAGGAAGUGGAAUGUUGCUACUUACAAGUAUGGUGCUAUGUGGCAGUGUGGGGACAUCAUCUCCUGUACCAUGGAUCUUGAUGAUGGAGUUGUCUAUUUCUUCAGGAACGGGAAGCCUCUGGGUCCGGCUUUCAGUAACAUCAAGAUGGGAUCGGAGGUGGCCUACUUCCCUGCUGUGUCGCUGGCGCUCGGGGAGAGCCUGAGCAUCAACUUUGGUGCAACACCGUUCCGUUACCCCCAGACUGGGUUCCUCCCUCUUGAGGAGCCCCCCUCCAGCGACCUAGUCAAGGCUCGUCACUGCGUCAAGUUGCUCACACGCCUUGUGGAUCUCUCGAGCAACUGGAAUAAGUAUGAAAACCUGGUGAGAAUAGAAGAACAGUGGGGAAAGAUGCGCUGCAAGUCGUGUAUACUGAUCAUCGUCCAACACAUAUCUGCUCAUCUCGGGCCAUUGCUGGCUACCCCCUAUGUGGUUGAGGCCUGUCUUGUCCCCGCACUUGCAAAACUGUCAGGAGUCAAGCAGGAAAUCGAAAUGAUCUCUGGCACCUCAGGCACCACGGGGCUAAACCUGCAGAAAGCACAUACGCUCUUUGAUUUUCUGAUGGCAUCCUUGGAGAAUCACGAACUUCAAAAGUGCCUAGAAAACCUUAUUAUUUGCCUGCUUACGGGGCACAAGCAGGCAGCAGAAAGCAUUCACUUUGCAGGCCAGAAGUAUAACCUCCGCUUGCUGUACGUCCUUCUCUCUCACACACGCCUCAGGAAGUUUUGCCUCAGCAACAUUCUCUUUGAUAAAGUCAGAUUUCCCAGUUUUGUAAAUAUAAAGUGCAUUGAUGAGGAAGGGCUCAGUGAGGUCGUGCAGCAGGUAUGGUGGAGUUCCAAGGACGGCACUGUAACAGAUGGCAACAAGCAGGCCUAUGAUGCCGCCUGCAACAAGAUACGCAAAGCUGUUGAAGAGGUGGAAGAGAUCCAGGUGUCCAUUUUACGCUUAUUGCUCAUGGCCAACGACUACCCUACAUACCAGGAGAGCAGUAGGGCGCUCUUCUUGUCCAAAUUUAGAACUUUCCUGAAGGAACAUGCACCAGGCUCCAGGGCACCAAUCGUGGGGUACACGCCACUUCCCGUCAUUUUGUGCUUGUUCCAUCGCCUGCUGACCAUCUUCAAUGAACUCUGGAUGGCGGAGGUCCAGGAAAGCCCUGUUGUCAUCCCUCCAAGACUGUUUUAUAACGGCUCUGUCAAAUACUUCGAUACACAUAGGUUAGGGGGCCUGGAAUCUCACCUAAUGAAAACACUCAACAAAGAGGUUGCCAGAGCCCUGAACCAGAACAGUAGUGAGACAUCGAAGGUUAUAAAUAAGAUUGAUGAAGCAACUGCAGGUGCUAGUGCCGUGGUGGAUGUUGACAUGUGCCAUAAUGAACCAUCAACGUCAGGAGCCAUGCUUGGAAACCCCAUGAUGUCUGGAGACAGUGCUGUUGAAGGGCACAUUCAGCACGUGAACGUUACCACAGGGGACAUAGAGGACAAGCCAGGACAGCAAGGCAAUGCGAAAAUGAUUCGGGAUUCCCUGCUCCACCUCCUAGAUGGAAUUAUCCUCUUAUACCACAUUGGGGCCCACAAGCAACUAGGGAAGGUGGCUGCCCAAAGGGACUCUAUGAACGAGAAUGUGAUGCAUGUUUUGGAAAUUGACAAGAAGAUGCAGUACUGUAGGGAAAAGGGUCUAAACCCAAGCCUAUUAGAAGAACUUCAAGGCUCAAGGAUGGUUUUCAUCACAAAGUUAGAGGAGCAAGCGAGGCAGCAGGCAUGGGUGCUGGCUGCGAUCCACAACGAAGAGAAACACAAUCACCUCAUUUUCGUGAUGAAGGUCAUUCUUUCCACACUUCAGGAAUCUUCAAGAGAAGGAGAGUUGUUUGGCUUCGUGCCAGACUUUUAUGUCGAGAGUUUGACGGAAAUGUGCACUGCGCUACGACUCUAUUUCAGCGCUCCCCCAGAGAGCAUACCCGGAUCUCAAGCUCUUCUGACAAGUGUAGGAGAGUUCCUUGCUCUGCACUUCUGCGACUCGCGCAUUGUGUAUGCAGAUAGCAAAGACUCGCUCAUUCAAGCUCUGGCAGGCUUUGUAUGUCACCAGACGACCCUCACAGCCUUAGAGAUGAUGCCUCUGGAAAGCCGACGACAAAUGGUGCGCAACCUCCUACAGCCUUAUGAAAACCGGGCUUGGGCCCAGAAUAACUGGAUCCUGGUGCGCUUCUGGAAGGGCUGCGGCUUUGGCUUCCGCUACACUAAGAGCCCCCACAUGACGAACAAGUUUGGGCCGAAACCUGCCCAUUCUGACAACCCCAACUUCACCCAAGCCACAGCGCCAUGUCCCUCUGCGACCUUCCAACGGCACAUAGUGGAGGUGCUUGAAGGGUCACUUGACAUGGCUACACCUUUCCUAAACUCCCUGAUCAACCAGCUGAAUUGGGCCUUUUCUGAAUUCAUCGGCAUGUUGCAAGAGAUUCAAAAUGCUUCAAACCGUCCCGAGAGAGUAUUCAUUGACUCACGACAGCUUCGCAUUUGCGCAACAUGCUUUGAUUUGGCUUUAGCCCUCUUGCGAGUGCUGGAGAUGAUCGUCAACAUUUCCCCCGAGCUGUUCACCGACUUUUCUAAACCUAAUGCAGAACCUCUCCUAACUAGGUUGUUGCAGCUGCUGUGCCAGGUCCUGAAUCGCGUGACGGGCUGGUCUGGCUGCUUUGCCCACGUGGUGAGCCUGGAGAUCCCUGGUCUGGAGACAAUCCACCACUAUCCCAUCCUUACAGCCGUCACAGGGAUCUUGGUCACCCUCAUCAGCCAUGAUCUCACUCAAGCCAAUCCAAAACUGCAAGUAGCAACAAAAACCCUACUGAAUGAACCCAGCUUCCAGCUAAGUUCCAUGUAUCAACUCCUUGGAGGCCAGGAGGCGGUAAAAGCCAACUUGCCGCCUUCCUGUUCAAAAUCCACCUCAGCAAGAUCAGCUGAGAGGUCUUUAGAAGACUCAGGGAGCGACAUGGAUUUCAUUGUGAUAUCUUCAGCUGCACAAGGAUCGGCUUCUCAAACCACAAGUAACAGCAAUGCCAAUAACAAAUUUUCCCUCAGAAAUUACCCAGAAGAUGUGACAAACUCAGAGAUCGACAAGGUGGAAAAGGUUAUCAUGCACUUGGAGUCAUGUGUGGAGAACCGCAGUGAGCCAGCGGCUGGGGACGAUGAAGAUUCCUUAUGCACUAUAUGCUAUGCCUACACAGCUGUGGCAGUAUUUGAACCUUGCACCCAUUCGUCCUGCAGGGCUUGUGUCACUCAUCACCUAAUGAAUCGGACAGACUGCUUCUUCUGCAAAACUACCAUCCAGGCAGUUAGAGACCAGAGCACAGGCACGGUAGUUUAUCAGGCCCCCACUUCUGAAACAUCAGCAGACCAGAAGCCAAAAUAGCCAUCCCUACAAGUGUCAGAGAAGGCACUUAGUAUUUCAUAACAAGGGACUGUUAAGAUCCAAGAUACACUAUGCUAGCAAAUGUGGUGAGAUGCCUGAGAUAAUCCACUCUUCUGCACCUCAAGUGAAGUCAUGGUGUUCCGAAGAUGGCCAAGGUCAAUGUACUUAUUUUGAUUCUGUAAUGUCAUGUCCAGUUACUUCCGAGUUAGUAACAUGACUCAUACUUAACGGUAACUGUGAUAUGCACGAUAUAUAUAUCUAUAUAUAAAAUUCCCAAAGCUUAAAAACUAGGCAGAGAUUGCCAUCAUAUGAAAGCGCCUCAAUGGAGUGGGUCUGGAUUCAAGUAUCUGAGCCAAUCUCCUUUUUAUAGAGAGACAGCCAGUUUUGCCGAUGGCAGCCUUUGAAUACUGUGUAUUUGAGAGACUUGUAGUGGAACUAUGUCAUCAUGGAAAAUUAUUUUUACUGGACUAAUAGAUUGUGACACAUCUGAAUUUGGCUUGCCAUUGCAUCAAAUUAACUGAAUUGAACAUAAUGCAAUGCAUUUCCUAGUAUUCUAUUAUUGUAUAUUUUCAUUGUAUAUUAAUUAAUUGCAUUUACAAUGCAGUAGGGCAUUCAUUAUUCUGAUAUAAAGAAAUCUAUAAGAAAAAUGAUAUUAAUGAUAAAAUCUUCAUUUACCCAACUUUGGAAGAGAUUGGAAUGUAUAAAAUCUCUAGGUCCUUUUCAUUUCGAUAUAUAUUCUUGUACCUCAUAUAUGGUCAACAGAGUUUUAGACUGAUGUUGCACUUUGUGCUAAAUCCCAGAUAUCAAGAAAAGAUACCGGAAUCUUAAUUUUAUUUGAUUGUGAAGUUGAUUGCCAUGACAUAUUUUAUUUCAUUCUAUUUUAUUUUAUGUUAUGUUGUUGAAUGAAAGAAUAAUAGUUUUUAUUUG